Carlito syrichta (Philippine tarsier) is the source of this 2131-nucleotide messenger RNA. Its product is annotated as conserved oligomeric Golgi complex subunit 5. The transcript is spliced from 12 exons. Gene Ontology annotation, cellular component: COG complex. Gene Ontology annotation, biological process: intra-Golgi vesicle-mediated transport. The record is from RefSeq and is a predicted model, not a curated record. Lineage: Eukaryota; Metazoa; Chordata; Mammalia; Primates; Tarsiidae. The coding region runs from base 72 to 1466 and encodes 464 amino acids.
AGGAUGGACAACCUGAAAUUUUCUAUAGGUUUUGGAAUUCAGUUACACAAGCACUUUCUUCUCAAUUUCAUAUGGCAACAAACUCUUCUAUGUUUUUGAAGCAGGCAUUUGAAGGAGAAUACCCUAAAUUAUUGCAUCUUUAUAAUGAUUUAUGGAAGCGUCUUCAACAAUCCAGUCAGAAUAUCCAGGGGAAUUUUAAUGCAAGUGGAACUACAGACUUCUAUGGUGACCUACCACAUGUAGAAGAUGACACACAAGAUAUAUUCACCCUCCAGAAGCCAGAUUAUGAUCCGGAAAAGGCUUUGAAAGAUUCCCUGCAACCUUAUGAGGCUGCUUAUCUAUCAAAAUCCUUAUCUCGGCUCUUUGAUCCUAUCAACUUGGUUUUUCCACCUGGUGGUCGUAAUCCUCCUUCCUCUGAUGAACUUGAUGGUAUCAUCAAAACUAUAGCAAGUGAACUAAAUGUGGCUGCUGUUGAUCCUAACCUCACGUUAGCUGUGUCAAAAAACGUGGCAAGGACCAUCCAGUUAUAUGGUGUAAAAUCAGAGCAGCUUCUCUCAACACAAGGAGAUGCAAGUCAGGUGAUUGGGCCUCUUACUGAAGGACAGAGAAGAAAUGUGGCAGUAGUGAAUUCACUGUAUAAGUUGCACCAGUCAGUAACAAAGGUGGUUUCCAAUCAGAGCUCAUUCCCACCAGCAGCUGAACAAACUAUAAUUUCAGCCCUAAAGGUGAUCCACGCUCUUAUGGGAAAUGCUGUGCAGCCCUUACUGACUUCUGUGGGAGAUGCUAUCGAGGCCAUCAUUAUCACCAUGCAUCAAGAAGAUUUUUCUGGGUCAUUAUCCAGCUCAGGAAAGCCUGAUGUUCCUUGUUCUCUGUAUAUGAAGGAGCUACAAGGUUUCAUUGCCAGAGUUAUGAGUGACUAUUUUAAACACUUUGAAUGCUCAGAUUUUGUCUUUGACAACACUGAAGCUAUUGCCCAAAGGGCAGUUGAGCUUUUUAUUCGUCAUGUCAGUCUCAUAAGACCUCUUGGUGAAGGUGGGAAAAUGCGACUUGCUGCUGAUUUUGCACAGAUGGAGCUGGCCGUGGGUCCAUUCUGCAGAAGAGUAUCUGAUUUAGGAAAGCCCUAUCGAAUGCUGAGGUCAUUCAGACCAUUGCUCUUCCAGACGAGUGAGCAGGUGGCCAAGAGUCCUGUCCUAGGGGACAUUAUUCCAUUCAGCAUCAUUAUUCAGUUUUUGUUCACGAGAGCACCCUCUGAGCUGAAGUCUCCCUUCCAGAGGGCAGAGUGGUCCCAGGCUCGCUUCUCCCAGUGGCUGGAUGACCAUCCAUCUGAGAAGGACAGGCUCCUCCUCAUCAGGGGAGCCCUGGAAGCUUAUGUUCAAUCAGUGAAAAGUAGAGAAGGCAAAGAAUUUGCACCAGUGUAUCCCAUAAUGGUUCAGCUGCUUCAAGAAGCCAUGUCUACUCUUCAGUGACAUGUGGAAUCUGUUACGUCCACUCUGUGCUAACCCAUCCAAGCUGGCAGUUGAGUAACAUACUCUGAAAGGCAGCUGCUGCCCACUGUCUUAGGAAUGCCAUUGGGUUUUCUGCAUUUCCUACCGAUCGUUCUCUAUUCCACUUUAAGGAGCAAACACAUCUAACUAGACCCGUCAUCACAGCCUUUAAACGCCAUGGACCUGAUUUUUCAGGAAAAAUAUCUUCUUUUCCUCUUUCAGAUUUUUGUACCAGGCUUAUUGAAAUUUCUUUCCCAUGGUAUCACUGAGUCCCCCUAGGGGUACAUAUACCCAGAGUCCUCACUGCCUUUCAAGGGAUAGAAUCAAGUUACGUAAUAUGUAGCCUGCUUCCCCCAACCUGCCUCCUUCGCUGAAUAUGUAGCUCAGUGGUUCCCAAAUUUGGCUGCACGUUCAUAUCACCGGGGGAGUUUUUAAAAUCCUGAUGCCCAACUUGCACUCCACACUAAUUAAUAUGUCUGGGAGUGGGAGGCACUGGCAUUAAAAAAAAAAAUCUCCAAAGUGACUUCAAUAGGUAACAAAGCCUAGAAACCACUGGCAUAUCUCAAAGCUAAAAUACUGGGUUAAAUGUUCUUGUUUGACUAUAUCAUACUGUAUCUUUAAAUAAAGCAAAUCUUCUUUACACUGUC